Fusarium vanettenii 77-13-4 is the source of this 3642-nucleotide messenger RNA. RefSeq lists its product as uncharacterized. Bases 1 to 3642 code for a protein of 1213 amino acids. The record is from RefSeq and is a predicted model, not a curated record. Lineage: Eukaryota; Fungi; Ascomycota; Sordariomycetes; Hypocreales; Nectriaceae. The transcript has a single exon.
AUGAUCAUGGCCCCGGCCGUGGAUACUUCGUCCUCUUUCCCUCGUUCUCAUUCCAGCCCGGACCUACUGUCGCUUUCGACCAUCGAGAAGCCUGCCCCGAGCCUGGCCCUCAACAAUCCCCAGCGCCAGAGCGUCACCUCUCUUCCGUCUCUACCGAGCCUGCCAACAUUCGACCUCCCCUCGUUCGAUGUCGACUUCAAGCUCGACACCUCCGUCUUCCUGACGGGCGAAAAAGCCGGCAAGGUUGCGCCCGAGUCGUUCCCCCCGAUCGUUCGAACCGAAGAGGUGCCUGAUGAGACGCCGCACACCAAGCAUGCCCGAAAGAGGACCAGUUCGCUUAUAGAGUCGCGCGGAUGGCUCUCUGGCUCCAAAAAUGCAGCUGACAUGCAGCCUGAGGAGCCUCCUCGCCCUACCACAUCAGCAGGCGACAGGAGUUUUGGCGGUGGAUCCCUGGGCGACCUCAAGCCACUUGAAAGGAGCUCGACAGCGUCAGACUCAUUUGCAGGCUUUGCCAAACGAUCAUGGCGAUCCUCUCGCUCCCCUUCGCCUAUGGACAAGGUCGACUCCCCUAAAAAAGAAAAAUCAUCGGGACGUAGCCGAGCUGAGAGCUCAACCUCGAUUAAGCUGACCAAGACCCGCAAGCGCCCUGGCUUGACGGUUGACCAAGCGGAAAAGAACAGGUCGACUGAUUCACUCAAGGCCGCCCCCAAGGGUCUUUCUCGGGCCAGUGGCUACUUCAGCAAGCUCAAACAGAAGCAGUCCAGCCUGGCAAAGCUCAACACAAACACAGAUUCUGACAAUAGCUGUGCUUCGUCCGCGACAAGCCUUGCACCUCCCACUAGCACGGACGGCCGCACACCGCAAUCAUCCACCUACGACACCACCACCACUGCAGCCACCUCGACCGAUGAAUCCUCCAUCGAGAUGCCGCCCCAGAACCGAGAUGUCCUCUGGUCAUCGUUUAAAACUCUUGAUGUGGACUUUAAGGGGUUCCUCGCCAAGAGCACCGCCCAGCGAAUCGCCCAGAUCCAGUCCCAGCUUAUCCCCUUUCUUCGAAAAACCAUGAACCACGAAUCGACCAAGCGCCUCUUCGCCGAAGAUGUCGACCGACGAGCCACGAUCCUCGACAAGUGGUGGGUUACCAUCCUGGAGAUGCUGGAGGGACAGGCGCCCCAACCCGUUCCCGGCGUUGAUCGCCCUGUUCUCUUUGAUGCGGCCACGCUCCUCAUGAUGCGUCUCGAAUGGCGACAGGCUACCUCUUACUUCCUCCCUCUCGCCGACCGGUCUCCAGCUGAGCGGGUGCGAGCGCGAUCGUUCACGACUUCGUCAAACUCGUCCAUCACCUCCAGUCAGGCCGCCUUCCUCGAGGAGUCCUCCGAGCACAAUGUCAGAACUAUGUUCGUCUCCAACCUGGUCAAGCAGAUGUCGUUCGUUGUCGAGAAGCUAUCGCUACGCCACGCCCCUGUAAGCCUCAUCAAUUUCGCUGGAAAGGCCUGCGCAUACGCCUUUUUCUUCGCACCCGGCAUCGCAGACAUCCUGAUUCGACUCUGGGGUCUCUCCCCUGAACUCAUUCGACGAGUCGCAGAUGAGAUUGGCCUCCCGCGCAAAAACCAGGGAGAGAGCGAGGACAUUGUGGCCUUGUUCCCGCCAAACAUGGGCAUGUUUGGCUGGACUUCACCCAAGGGAGUAUGGGAUAGCCUCAAAAAGGUUCCCAAGCUGCCUAUGCUCGUGUCUCGGAUCCCCUGGACGGGUCCCUGGGUACCACGCUGGAAGGGCCGCGACACGGACGUCUUCUUCAUUUUCUGCAAAUACUUCCACAUUCUUUCUGAGCAGUUUAUGCCUGCGGGCUUGCCCCUGCUCGAGAAGGCGAGGUCUCCUGCGUUUGCUCUGGUCCACGCUCAGCUGCUCUUUGUCUUGGAUACAACAAUUCACCGUCAGACUCCCAUGGAUGUUGGGUACAACGCGAUGGAUUCAAUGCCCGGCGCCGAUGCUUCGAUGACCAUGCCGCUUCCCACAAGCAAUGUCAUGAAGGGCAUGUCUGAGAACCGACUCAUCAUGCUCCUGAAGGAUUUCCUCUCAGACGAGUCUCUUGAGCUUGCGGGUGCUCGACAUACAUUCGCGGAAGCCUUUGCUACGAUAAUGAAGGCAGCGACGCGGAGGACAUCCAAGUUUAAUCACAAUGCGUGCUUCACCCUGUGUGACUUCCUAGAGGAGGUUUUGGUACUCUACAGCGAGUUUGAGGACCCAGAUUGCUCUUCGAGCUACGUCGAUUGGCCUUUCUGGUUCGACGUUUGCAAGAAGAUCAUGAGCUCUUUCAACACCAUGUCAGAAGUUCGAAUGAUGGCCUUUGUCUUUUCCAUCUGGGACGCCAUCUCCAAGGAUCCGAUACGCAAAUUGACCGUCUGUAAGGACUGGCUUCUCACCGAAGAGACCUUUAAUGAGUACUUCAACCACUGGUGCCCCAUGGUCCGGGCCUACUACCAGCGUUUGCUGUGUUGGCGAAUGUGCCGAGACGCAGGAACGCUGGAUGAGGUGGAUGGCCAAAUCUUUGUGCUCGUGGCCGAAAGACUUCAGACGACGUGGUCACAUUAUCUCUACCUCAAGCACACUGCGGAACAAGAACAAAGAAUCCCGCCUUCGACUGCUCCCGUGCUUCCAGCGCCGGGAAAGCGCUUCAUGAUUAUUCGACAGGAGCUUAACCCUCCCCAGAAUGGACUUUACAUGGGAGGGUUUGACUCAUUCUCCAAGCUUCCCAACAAUGACACCGCUGCUACCACCCCCUUGCCAACCGACGUCAGUGCCAAGAACGACAACAAGAAACGAUGGUCGCUGCUGGGCAAGGUCCUGUCUCUAGGGGGUACCGGUGGUAACGCGGGAGCAGGUGCUGGAUGGGAUGACGAAUUCCAGACUGUUCGCCGUGAGACGGCUGAGGCGCGAACUUCUCUGGGCAGCGCGCCGACAAUCAAGACAAACGGCAACAAGAACCGCGUGUCCGAGGACGAUUCUUUGUACUCACAGCCGAUCUACGAGGAGCAAAAGUAUGUCUUCAAGUUCAUCCUCGCAUGGCAGCACCAGCAAGCGCCUCUCCGAGAGCGUUUCCUGACCCGACCCCGACUUCCUGGCCCAGCUCAAAUGCGAAUCAGCGGCCCAUUGGCAGUUGGCAACACUGGAAUCCCGGCCCCGACACGAAAGUACUCGGGCAGUCCGCAGCAGGGGUUGAUCAACAGCGCAAAGAACGCGAGUCCUCUCGCCUCUCCUGUGGAUGAGUCACCAAGGCGGCUGUCCCUCAGCCUCAACAGUUCGUCAAGCUGGAAGACGGAGCUCUCCUUCUCAGAAUUGGGUAAUGGAUCGCCUACCGGGUCGGGUAUCAGGGGAACACCCAGCCCUGCUCCGUCAUCAACCUCGGAGGAGCCCAAGAAGAAUGCGAGCUCAUUCGGCGAUGGCGUCGUAGACCCCGCGAAGCCCACCGGUUUCUACACAAAGAACAUGGUCUAUUCUGGACGAUCCCUCGCCGAGUGGGCUCAGGUCAUCUUUGAAUGCAACAACUUUGUCGAACGCCGUCGUGACGAGGGCAUCGAAGAUCUUUCCGAUGUAGAAAUUCCCCUCCUGUCGGUCGAGGGCUUCCGCAAAAUCGGUGGCUAG